Astyanax mexicanus (Mexican tetra) is the source of this 1508-nucleotide messenger RNA. It is a transcript of the gene rbpjl, whose product is annotated as recombination signal binding protein for immunoglobulin kappa J region-like. Bases 129 to 1367 code for a protein of 412 amino acids. Gene Ontology annotation, molecular function: RNA polymerase II cis-regulatory region sequence-specific DNA binding; DNA-binding transcription activator activity, RNA polymerase II-specific. Gene Ontology annotation, cellular component: nucleus. Gene Ontology annotation, biological process: regulation of transcription by RNA polymerase II. The record is from RefSeq and is a predicted model, not a curated record. NCBI's taxonomy places the organism in Eukaryota, Metazoa, Chordata, Actinopteri, Characiformes, Acestrorhamphidae. The transcript has 10 exons.
UCCUUCACCAUUCUCCUUGCCUAGUCCUGUCUGUGUUUGAUACUCUGUUGCUGACUUACUGCCUGGCCCCACUACGAUUCUGGGUGGACCAAAACUUCUCCUCACUGUCAAGCGUAACCAGAGAGUCAAUGAAUGAGUACCUGCAAUUCAGACCUGACCAAUCAGUACUCAUUCUGUAUGCCAAAGUUGCUCAGAAGUCCUACGGCAAUGAGAAACGAUUCUUCUGCCCUCCUCCAUGUGUGUAUCUCUGUGGGACAGGAUGGAAUCUUAGACAAGAACAUCUGAAAGCUAUAGGUCAUGGAGAGUCUAGCUGUCGUCUGUGUGGGUAUAUGGGUCUGGACAGCUCCCCUGGGCCACAGACAGACAGCUUCAAGCUGAGCUUUGAGGAACAAACAGAAAAAAGGAUGUUUGCCUGUGCUAAGACUCUAUACAUUUCAGAUACGGAUAAGAGAAAACACUUUCGUUUGAUGCUUCAUUUGUUCCAAAGUGGAGGUCAAGAGAUCGGCUCCUUUCAAAGUGGACUCAUUAAAGUCAUCUCUAAACCCUCACAGAAGAGACAGUCUAUGAAGAAUGCAGACUUGGAGGAGCAGCAAGCUGACCAUGGUGACUACUCUGUGUGUGACAGUUACAUCUGUUAUGGCUGUGUGGUUCAGCUUGUUUGCACCAAUUCAGGAGUUGCGCUGCCACCCAUGGUCAUUCGGAAGGUGAACAAACAGCAUGUGUGUCUGGAUGUGGAUGAACCGGUGUCCCAGCUUCAUAAAUGUGCCUUUCAGUUCCGAGACAGCAAGCACAUGUACCUCUGCCUGUCCAAUGAAAAAAUCCUACAAUACCAGGCCUCUCCCUGCCCGAAGGAGAGCAGUCGAGAGCUGCUGAAUGAUGGCUCCUGUUGGACUAUAAUUGGCACAGAGGUCGUGGAGUACACCUUCAGUGAGAGCCUCAGCUGCAACCCAACCACUGUCAGCCCUGUGCCGGUCAUUCAGGGACUGGAGUUGAAUGGAGGAGGCCAUGUGGCCAUGUUAGAACUUCAUGGAGAGAACUUCAGCCCUCACCUAAAGGUCUGGUUUGGAAACAUGGAGGCUGACACAAUGUUCAGGAGUCCCCGAUCUCUGUUGUGUGUUGUCCCUGACAUUUCAGUCUUCAGUGGGGAGUGGAGGUCGCUCAGGCAGCCAGUCACUGUCCCCUUAUCAUUGAUCCGAAUGGACGGACUGAUCUACCGGAGCUCCUUUACAUUUACCUAUACACCAGAGCACAGUGCCACCUCUCAGCUGUGCACCACCAUCGACAGAGUCCCCAACUCAGACAUGCUGAUUGACACCAUACACCAGGAGUUCACCAGGAGUAACUUUCACCUGUUCAUGCAGAGCUGACACAGUCACACCAGUCACAAAGUCAUCAUUUUCUGCUUAAAAGGAAAUAACUGGCCUAUCACUUUUAAUUGGUUUAUUAUUGCUGAUAAAUGUAUGACAACCAGUGUUGGAAGGAUUACUUUAAAAAUUUAUUUGAUAACA